AGGUGGCGUUGGCUGUCCCCAACGGCAAGUGUACACUAUUGUUGUCGGUUACAGUUCGUCCCUUUAUCACAAACCAACGCAGCGAGAGGAUUCAAACCACGCACGUAGUGUAGUGACCUUCACACAGUGCCAUACUACACCUGACGACUGCUAAAGGAUUUUACGACACCAGCUUUCUUUACGUGGUCUAUUCUGUCCGGCAUCAGCAAGGCAAGUGGGUCAGUACUCAGUACGCGCCAGUGGGUAGCCCCGUAAGUAUUGAGAAAUGGAGGUUUGCGUAGACAACGUGGAGUCAGCAGUGAAUGCAGCUGCUGGAGGCGCAUCACGUCUAGAACUGUGCAGUGCACUAAGUGAAGGAGGGCUGACACCAACAAAAGGCUUAUUGACGAUCAUAAAAAGAUUGAUUUCAAUUCCAGUUUUUGUUAUGCUGAGACCAAGAAAAGGUUCAGAUUUUGUUUUCUCCGCCGACGAACUGGAGGCAAUAUAUACGGAUGCAUUAGUGUUAAGAGAAGCAGGCGCAGAUGGUUUCGUGUUCGGUGCUCUUACCCGUAGAGGCGACGUUGAUAUAGCAGCGUGUAGGCGUGUACUUGAAAUUGCGUCCGAUAAACCCGUGACCUUCCACAGAGCAUUUGAUGUAACAUGCGAGCCAUAUGGGGCGCUGGAAACGAUCAUAGACCUUGGCUUCUCGAGAUUACUAACAAGCGGCCAAGCAUCGUCGGCAGAAAAAGGAUUGGAACUUAUUAAGGAACUUAUACUAAGGGCAAGAAACAGAAUUAUUGUCAUGCCAGGAGCAGGAAUAACAAUAAAAAAUUUGCCAGUAAUACUAAAUGAAACCAAAGCGAGAGAAUUUCAUGGCUCUGCACGCAUUCCGAAACAAUUAGUUUUGAGAAAAAUUAAUUGUUCAAUGGCGUCUGAUGAUGAUUCUGCGAUGCUUGUUACAAGUACUGAUGUGGUCAGAGAAAUGGUUAUCAUAUUUUCAUCAUAUGCAUGAAUGGAUCCUCAAUUCCUUGUGUUGCGUGUGCUGGCAGCUUGUUAAAGAUGUGUGUCCAACAAAGCAGAACUCCUCUCUGAAGCAAGAGCAUAGAUAUGA
Messenger RNA from Schistocerca americana (American grasshopper), 1090 nucleotides. RefSeq names its product copper homeostasis protein cutC homolog. Gene Ontology annotation, molecular function: copper ion binding. The record is from RefSeq and is a predicted model, not a curated record. Lineage: Eukaryota; Metazoa; Arthropoda; Insecta; Orthoptera; Acrididae. The transcript is spliced from 2 exons. The coding region runs from base 266 to 991 and encodes 241 amino acids.